AGAAUUAUAUGCACUGGCUGAGAAUAUUAAUCAGGAGAGCAAAAAAUCGAAUCACCUAAAAACUCUUGGUAUUUCACCAACUGAAGCACGGAGAAUACUUAAUCAAACCCUGAAUAUCAUGUCACCCACUAGCAGAACAGAUUUGGGAGAAGUUUCCCAACCUGUUUUCAAGCUCAAGGUGGUUAGAAAAGAGGAGGAGGAGAAGCCACCAUCGCUGACGGAUCUCCUACACCGCAGCUUACUGACCGGCUCGCCCUCCCAGCUAGACAGGCUGGGGGAAUCCCAGCAGAGACUUGCUCACUAUGGGAUCACCCCUCCCAUGCACACUUUUCCCUAUGAGAUUAUCCUCAGUGACGCCAACUUUUUGGGCGUCGCACGGAAGAAGUUUUCGAGUAUCGGAAAAUUAUCCAGAAUGAGCAUUUCCAAGGUGAAGGCAGACAGGUUUUUAUUUGAAGAUAGAAUUACUGAAUACUCAAUAAUUGAACCAGAAAAACAAUUCUUGGAUCUAAGGGAUCUGGAGUGGAAAUAUUACAAGGGGAUCACAAAGUGGAAACGCAAAACGUCAGAUGCAUUUGCAAAAAUACAGUACAACAGUGAGAAGAGGUUUAUAGAGAGCAAGGAGACACCUGGUAUUGUUUUCCCACCACUAGUUCGUAGGUCUUUGGUCAUUUAUCCUCAAAUUGAUUUUCCACCCAAUUUAACUUCUUAAAGUGAAAUAUAUAGCUUAUUGAAAAUAUUUUGGACGUAGAUUUUGCUCUUAAGAAUUUUGAACUUACACACAAAAAUUUAAGAAGCAGAUGCACCAUGGAACAUAGACCUGAUUCUAUAUGAUAUGCACAUAAGGUCCAAAAUUAAACCACUAAUAUGGAGUGAAAGAUCCACGCUGACCUUCUAGGGUGUAUAUGAAGGAGAACGCAAGUGAGAAUAGCUCUAUAACAUUUUUAAGCGCAUGAAAAAGUCCACUAUCAUAAAAAUAGUUGGUAAACUCAACAAAUGGGAAAAUUAAUACGUGAGGCUAUAGAGGCAAUUUGAGAACUUCAAAAUAUGUUAACAGCUCAAAGACAUGAGGAAGGAAAUAGCAUCUAUGAAACAAGAAUGGGAAGAGUUUAAAAAGAACACGUCGGAAAUCUUGGAAGUGAAAAACAUAGUAAUUGAAAAUAAAAUAAUGACAAUCCUCAAUAAGUUAUAUCAGUGGUAUGCCGGAUCUAUCUGAAAAGAGAAGGGAUUAAUGAGUUGGCAGGUAGCACUGGGAAAGAAGUUUCCAGAUCACAGCACCGUAAGAUAGAGGAGGAAGUCAUAAAAGAAGUUAAGGGUAAUGGAGGGUAGAAUGAGAAGUUCGGAAAUAUAUCCAAGGGAAGUUGCAGAAGAAGAUAAGGAGAAUGGAGAAAAGAUGACACUUGAAAAAAAAAAAAACAAAGAUCACUUUCUAGAAAUGAAGAAACACAUGAAAACUUGCAUUGAAAAAUCUCACUGAGCGAUUAGCAAGAAAAUAAAUCUACACUUAGAAAUGCCGUAGCAGAACCGAAGAGCAUUUAGCAAAAAAAGAAAAUAUAACCUACAAAAGAGAGAAGAUGGAUGACAAACAAAUGACAAAAUUGUGGUGAAACUCUCACUAACAACAGAAGUCAGAAGGUGAAGGUUUUAUAUACUCAACAUCCUGAGGGAAAUAACUGUCGAUCUGGAAUUCACCAACCAGCCAACUCUCUUUAAAAAGUAAGAGUAAAGUAAAUACUUGUUAAAACAUAGGAGAGCAAAAAAAAUUUAUUAUCCUUUACUGAAAAAACUACUAGCAAAUAUAGACAUUAGCAAGAACCCAGAGGGAGUGCAAGAAAAAGGGGUGAGCAAUUAAAUU
Molecule: messenger RNA, 1852 nt
Organism: Eptesicus fuscus (big brown bat)
Lineage: Eukaryota; Metazoa; Chordata; Mammalia; Chiroptera; Vespertilionidae
Exons: 2
Coding region: 119-709 (196 amino acids)
Source: RefSeq, a predicted model, not a curated record